Molecule: messenger RNA, 2698 nt
Organism: Portunus trituberculatus (swimming crab)
Lineage: Eukaryota; Metazoa; Arthropoda; Malacostraca; Decapoda; Portunidae
Gene: Pgd
Product: 6-phosphogluconate dehydrogenase, decarboxylating-like
Exons: 13
Coding region: 433-1887 (484 amino acids)
Biological process (GO): pentose-phosphate shunt; pentose-phosphate shunt, oxidative branch
Cellular component (GO): cytosol
Molecular function (GO): phosphogluconate dehydrogenase (decarboxylating) activity; NADP binding
Source: RefSeq, a predicted model, not a curated record
ACAACCAAGCAUGACACGAGAUAACUAUAUAGAAUCUUCCCCCCACAACACCACACCACCACUCAUUCCAACACCAGAGACAGUAUACCGCCCCACUUUCCCUUCGCCAGCAGCACGUCGGGGCAGCUGAAGCCACGUCCGGAGGGAAGGGACGGGCAGUGCUGGGCGAGAACCGGGUGUGAGAGGCUGCGGUUGCUGUGUUGGGAUAUCUUUCUGCUCUGCUGCCAAGGAUCUGACUGUAGUGUUGAUGAACAUUCCAACCUGUCAACUUUACCCUGUCAAGUGAGAAGAAACAAAGAAGAAAAAUACAGCUAAUAAUAACAAUAGGAAGAAGAGGACACAGAUACACGAGAAGCAUCAGUCAAUAAGUCACAAGACACCCUCCCGUUCUUGUCAAUCCGCCGGCAAUCCAGCAAACGUCAACAAACCAUCAUGACUGAGCAAGUAGCGGACAUCGCCUUGAUCGGCCUGGCAGUGAUGGGGCAAAACCUCAUCCUGAACAUGGACGAUCAUGGGUGGGUGGUGUGUGCCUUCAACCGCACCACAGAAAAGGUGGACAGUUUCUUGGCCAAGGAGGCGAAGGGAACGAAGGUGGUGGGCGCUCACUCCUUGCCCGAGAUGGUGGCCAAGCUGAAGAAACCAAGGCGUGUUAUGCUGCUGGUUAAGGCUGGUGCUGCUGUGGACAGUUUCAUUGAGAAGCUGAUCCCUCUACUGGAGAAAGGAGACAUUAUUAUUGAUGGAGGAAACUCUGAAUACCAGGACACCCAGAGGAGAUGUCACCAGUUGGCAGAGAAGGGACUGCUGUAUGUUGGGUCUGGUGUGUCUGGCGGGGAGGAGGGGGCUCGCUACGGUCCCUCACUCAUGCCUGGGGGUCACAAGGAAGCCUGGCCACACAUACAGCCUAUUUUCCAGAGCAUCUGUGCCAAGUCUGGGGACGAGCCAUGCUGUGACUGGGUGGGUGAGGAUGGUGCUGGCCACUACGUCAAAAUGGUGCACAACGGCAUUGAGUACGGCGACAUGCAGCUCAUCUGUGAAGCCUACCACCUUAUGAAGGAUGCCCUGGGGAUGAGCUGUGACAAGAUGAGUGAGGUGUUUGCCGAGUGGAACAAGGGUGAGCUCGACUCCUUCCUCAUUGAGAUCACCGCCAACAUCCUCGCAUUCAAAGACACUGAUGGGGAGGCACUGGUGGAGAAGAUAAGGGACGCAGCUGGCCAGAAGGGAACCGGGAAGUGGACCGCCAUCUCUGGUCUGGACUUUGGCACACCGACAACCCUCAUUGCUGAGUCUGUGUUUGCCCGCUGCCUCUCUGCCCUCAAGGAUGAGCGAGUGAGGGCGAGUGAUGUGCUGAAAGGUCCCUCCAAGUCUACCUACUCUGGAGAUAAGAAGGAGUUUGUGGAGUACAUCAGGAAGGCCCUGUAUGCCAGCAAGAUUGUGUCCUAUGCCCAGGGCUUCAUGCUCUUGAGAGAGGCAGCAGCUAAGUUUGGGUGGAACCUCAACUAUGGAGGAAUUGCCCUCAUGUGGCGUGGUGGCUGCAUCAUCCGCAGUGUGUUCCUGGGCAAGAUCAAGGAUGCCUUUGACACCAACCCUCACCUCACCAACCUGCUCCUUGACGACUUCUUCCGUGAUGCUGUUGGACGCUGCCAGGACGGCUGGAGGGCGGUGGUGGCUCAGAGUGCUCUCCUUGGCAUUCCGUCCCCGGCAUUCAACUCGGCGCUGGCUUUCUAUGAUGGCUAUCGCUCUGCUGUGCUGCCUGCUAACUUAAUCCAGGCCCAGAGAGAUUACUUUGGGGCUCACACAUAUGAACUGGCUGCUUCCCCUGGCAAAUUCCACCACACUAACUGGACCGGCACAGGAGGGGAUGUGUCCGCCACCACCUAUGAUGCCUAGACACAGCCAGGCAACCUUUGAAUAUUCUCUCCCUCCUUGCCCUCUUUCUCCUCCCUCAUGACUCUUAACACUCAUCACACCUGCAACAACUACAUCCCCUCAGCACUCCAACACAUGAGACUAAGCAAAACUGUGUCCCAUUAGGAAAGAAAUCAAAUGUAACACUGUUUAAACUAGGUCCACUUUCAUCCUAUCUUGACAACUGUUUAGGUUUUGCCUUAGUGUGGCCUUAUACAAAUCCAACUACAGACAUUUCUUAAGCUAGUAUUACUACCUAGUUCUCUGGAUUAAAAUUUUACACAUGCUCUCAAAAUUAUUCUGCAGACAACAAACACUACCACUAUGUAAGCACUUGGAUACCUCAAAGUCAUUCUCAUGAAGCUUCUCUAAUACCCUGAGACUUUCCAUAACAGUAAGGUGCUGGCCAGACCUCCCUGGUAAUACUGCCCCAUGGUGCCUCAAGAGGGACUGGCAAGGUGCAAGUUAAGCCUUCCCCCAAUGUUUGCUCGAAGUGAAGAUGAUGUCACCCUUGCUCUCCUUACAUAACUCAGUACCAGGGGAGGAGCAAUAGGUAUAAUAGUAUGAACCCCAGGUGUUUGAAAUACAAAAGUGGAGUGUUAUGUGGCAAAGGGAAAUAAUCUGGUGCAUGUGUGUGCGUGUGUGGUGUGUUAGCAUCUGGUGUGUGUGGAGAAGUACUGUUGUAAGUAUCAGCUGUUGUAUUCCAUAUUCCAGAUCACCUGUGGAAAUAUAUUAGUUAGUGGCAAUAGGGACCUCCAGUGACACACACACACACACACACACACACACACAC